GCCGCGCCUCCCUUCCUCCCCGCUGCUGUCCCCCCGGGGGCGGCGCGCCGAGCCGGGGCCACGAGGGCACUAGAGGCCCAGAGCCGCUUCUGCCUGGUCCUGCCGGGAGGAGGGCAAAGUUGCGGGCGGAUGCUGCCGGCGCCGGACCCUAGCCUCGGAGAGUCGGAUCCGCCCCCGCUGGAGGAGGCUCCGUGGCGGGAGAUCGACCUUUUCAAACACGGUGCUCCAGGCAGUGACUUCCAGUUGAUCGACUUGGCCCAGGAAUUGCAACUGACUUGCCCUCCCAGCUGAGAAGCCUGAAACUGGCAACUGUCCUGUCCAGGUGUGUCUAGGCCUGGGGCCUGAUGCAUUAGAGCCUCACACCAGCUUAGCUGAUGUUCAUGACAACCCUGUGGGGAUGACCCAGGCUCAGAGUGAUUAAAUACCUUGCCUAAAAUUACCAGAGAAUAAAUGGGAGAGCUUAAAUAAAUGGAAAAGGAAAUGGCAACCCACUGCAGUAUUCUUGCCUGGAGAAUCCCAUGGACAGAGGAGCCUGGCAGGCUGCAGUCCAUGGGGUCGCAAGAGUUGGAUACGACAUAGCGAAUAAAUCAGCGUCAAGUGGGAGAGCUGGCACUCAACCCAAGUCUGAUUGCAAUCAUCUCAGAAAUCCUGUCAUGGUGGCUCGGCAGUACAAAAAGGCUAAUUUUGUACUUGCAUCACAUCUGAUGGAGGCAAGCAACAGCUCAGGAUCUGGGCUGCUUCCACCUUGCAGUAAGCCAGUUGGAACAUGUGGCCUCCAGUCUUGCCAUAGCAAGAGAAGACAGGACCCGGGGGGUGUCUGGGAUCAUUUUAAGGACCAGGACUUCAAGUGACUGACAUCACUUUAACCUAUCUGCAUCCCCACAGGACAAAACCUGGUCACUGGCCCAACCUAAAUGCAAGAGGGGCUGGGGAAGGUGAAGAGCAUGUGGGUACCUGGACCAGGUGUCCCCCACCUGAACGACGAGCCAGGUCCUGAGUGAUGCCCCUGAGCUGAGUGCCCACGGCCCCACCCUUCCCCAUGGAGAAAGGACUCUCUUUGCCCCAGGACUGCCGACAUUUUCUGCACAGCCUGAGAAUGAGGAGCAAAUAUGCCCUUUUCCUGGCUUUUGUGGUGGUGGUUUUUGUCUUCAUUGAAAAGGAAAAUAAAAUCAUAUCAAGGGUCUCAGACAAGCUGAAGCAGAUCCCCCAAUCCCUGGUAGAUGCCAAUAGCACCGACCCAGCCCUGGUCUUGGCCGAGAACGCAUCCCUCCUGUCCCUGAGUGAGCUGGAUUCGGCCUUCCUGCAGCUGCAGAGGCGCCUGCGAAACCUCAGCCUGCAGCUGGGCAUGGAGCCAGCAGAGGAGGCCGAGGAGGAGCAGAGGCUGGAGGCGGAAGAGGAGUGGGAGCAGCUGGAACCCCGCCCGCCCGCCGAGGCCCCGCCCCGGCGCCACGUGCUCCUCAUGGCCACAACUCGCACGGGUUCCUCGUUUGUGGGCGAGUUCUUCAAUCAGCAGGGCAAUAUCUUCUACCUCUUCGAGCCGCUGUGGCACAUCGAGCGCACGGUGUCCUUCGAGCAGGGUGGUGCCAACGCCGCGGGCUCGGCCCUGGUCUACCGCGACGUGCUCAAGCAGCUCUUCCUGUGCGACCUCUACAUCCUGGAGCACUUCAUCAUCCCGGCGCCCGAGGACCACCUGACCCAGUUCGUAUUCCGCCGGGGCUCCAGUCACUCCCUCUGCGAGGAACCCGUCUGCACACCCCUCGUCAGGAAGGUCUUCGAGAAGUAUCCCUGCAAGAACCGCCGCUGUGGCCCCCUCAACAUGACGCUGGCCGCUGAAGCCUGCCGCCGCAAGGAGCACAUGGCCAUCAAGGCCGUCCGCAUCAGGCAGCUGGAGUUCCUGCAGCCGCUGGCCGAGGACCCCCGUCUCGACCUGCGCGUCAUCCAGCUGGUGCGCGACCCCCGCGCUGUGCUGGCCUCCCGCAUGGUGGCCUUCGCGGACAAGUACGAGACCUGGAAGAAGUGGUUGGCCAAGGGACAGGACCAGCUGAGGGAGGAGGAGGUGCUGCGGCUUAAGGGCAACUGUGAGAGCAUCCGCCUAUCCGCCGAGCUGGGCCUGAGGCAGCCGGCUUGGCUGCGGGGUCGCUACAUGCUGGUGCGCUACGAGGACGUGGCCCUCCGGCCGCUACAGAAGGCCCAGGAGAUGUAUCGCUUUGCAGGCAUCCCCCUAACCCCGCAGGUGGAGGACUGGAUCCAGAAGAACACCCAGGCGGCGCACGACGGCAUCUACUCCACGCAGAAGAACUCCUCGGAACAGUUUGAAAAAUGGCGCUUCAGCAUGCCCUUCAAGCUGGCGCAGGUGGUGCAGGCCGCCUGCGGCCCUGCCAUGCGCCUCUUCGGCUACAAGCCGGUGCAGGAUGCCGCCUCUCUUUCCAACCGCUCCGUCAGCCUGCUGGAGGAGCGCGGCACCUUCUGGGUUACGUAGGGGGCCUGGGGUGCCAGCACCCCUGCUGCUGAAAGUCCCGCUCUGCCUGCCUCACCCAGGCCCGCGGGGAGCCUGCGGCGCCGCCGCAGGGCGUGGGCUGGAAGACGCACCGGGCGUAAGCCGCGCCUGCGCUGUAGAAGUAGGCCCCCAGCCAGCUCGCUUCCCCUGCAGCUGUGGGCCCGGGGCUUCCCGCUGAGAACAGGACGGUGGCCGGCCCUUUUGAGGGCUGUCAAACCCAGACCUAAGGGACUGUCGUCUCCUGAGCAGACCCAGGCAGGCCCGGGCCUGUUCACAAUUCUUUCUCUCCUCUCCCUCUUUCUCUGUCUCUCUCACAUACACACACACACACACACACACACACACACACACACACACACACAGAAACAUACAUGAAACACACAUAGAUGGCCUGUAGACCUAGUGGGCAAGGGUCUACAAAUAUUUAACAAUAUUUGUAACCCCCGGAAGGGGUUCCGGCAUGAACUAAUCACAGUCAGACCCCCUGCUUUACUCAGUGUGAACCUUUAAGUUUCUGAAUUUUUUCAUAAUCCAGUGUAGCAUCUGAGUGGGUCACUGGGGAGAGGUGAAAUCAGCUCUAUAUAGAGCUACAAAAUAUACAUAUAAAGACACAUACCUACAUUCACACCCCACACACAGAAAAACAGAAAUACAUGCCCAUAUACAUACAGAAAAACAGCUUUUCUGAGUUAUUGGAGGAUGAGGGAGGGACUUCCCACGUGGCACUAGUGGUAAAGAACCCACCUACCUUCCCUCUUAGCGCAGUCUGUAAAGAAUCUGCCUGCAAUGCAGGAGACCUGGCUUCAAAUCCUGGGUGGGGAAGAUCCCCUGGAGAAGGAAAUGGCAAUCCACUCCAGUAUCCUUGCCUGGAAAAUCCCAUGGACAGAGGAGCCUGGCGGGCUACAGUCCACAGGGUCGCAAGAGUCAGACACGACUUAGCGACUAAACUGCCACCACCGCCAAUGCAGGAGAUAUAAGAGAUUUUGGUUGGAUCCCUUGGUCUGGAAGAUUCCCCUGGAGGAGGGCAUGACAACCCACUCCAGUAUUCUUGCCUGGAGAAUCCCAUGGACAAAGGGGCCUGGCAAGCAAAAGUCCAUGGGUUGCAAAGAAUCAGACAGGACAAGUGAAUUAGCUUGCAGCAUGCAGGAGGAUGGGGGAGUGGUAUAUGGUCAUGAACCAUGACCCUAUGCCCCAUGUAAGUCUGAGGCUGGAUGAUGGGUACAGAACUGCUAAGUGCAUGGCCUCUGUCCACCUUAGAUUCUCAUGGCUACUUCGCUCAUGUCCUUGCUGCUAAUAGGCAGCAUGUUUUAAAUUGGCGUGUCUGAUCCCCAUGUGAUGGCAGCCUGAAGGCCCCAUCCCAGCUCGAUUGACUCCCCAAGAGCAUGUCCGUGUUUGAAAGCUGCUUCAGGCCUGACUGGCAGGAGCGUUUGUGGUCCCUGGAGACAAAAGGCAGCUCAGGAGUCCUGUCAUUUCCAGCCAGGCCUCUGUGGGGCAGGGCCCAAAUGGAAGUAUAGAGUGCUCUUCGGGGAGAAGUCACAUCAGGAUAGCCCCUCCCCUGAGAAGACAGUGGACCGAGGUCAGCCACAUGGUCGGUUGUCAUGGUUCUGUGGUUACUGUCUGGAAUUCCUCCUUUAGGGCUCUGGGAAGAGGGUUGCUCAACAUGGGAUGGUCUGAGUGUUUUAAGUUAUUUAUGGUUUGGUCUCUUGUGGCUAUAUUUUCAGGUUUGUUUCUGCAGGAGUGCUGCUUGGAAGCAUUGUGGUCUUGAGGGGGGCUGGGAGGAUCCGUGGGGAGCACUUUAGAUCCUGCUGGAGAGAGAGGAUUAGGAGAAGGAAACUUCCUCCAGAAGGAUCAGAGCCUUGAUGGCCACAUGGCAGCCCACAGUGCCCCACGGGCUUUUCUGUUUGAACCCAUGUGGAACAGAUCUCAGAAAUCACCAGUGUUCUUUGCUGAGUGUCCAAAGCAGCAUAAAUUAGCAGUCCUCGCCCCCUCCUCAAGAAGAGGCCAGAUUUGAAAAUCUCUCCCAAGCCCUAACAUAUUUCCUGGGGGGUCAGGGGCCUAUGACCAAGCACCAAAUGUCCCCAAAGCAGAAGCCUUUCCCCACUCUCACCCCAAACCAGGGAGUAGAACUCAGUACCCCCUGAGAACUUUCAGGAAGCAUCAGAAGUUCACUAAGGGCUGUUUCUGAUUUCCUGGACAACCUCUGUAUCAGAUCCGUCCCAUUAUCAAGCCUGGAGGGCUGAGUUUUGUUUUGAGUAUUAUGGACAGCAGGGAAAUACAAGAUCUGAGUCCAGCUGGGGUUGCUAUAGGGAAGAGAGGGGCGCAUCCUGGUGGAAAGCCAGCCUUUGAAAAGGUGAGGACAGUGGCCAUCUUGUGGGAUCCGUUACAGUCAGUGCCCUGGGUCUCCAUCACCAUGGAUUCAGCCAAUCAAGGAAAUCUCUAGGUUUUAUAGUCCAAGCAUAAACUGUGCAGGGAACUGGCUCUAAUUUGGGGCCCAAAGGGACUCUAGCUCUGAAAACUUGAUCCUGGGGCAGAGUGGUGCCAGGAUGGUUCUGGCAGGCCCAGAAGUGCUGGCCGUUCUUCCCCAGCCCCUGCCCUGCUCCCUCCACUAUCCCUUACUUGGGGGUGGUGAGGGGCAGACACCUCUGUCCAGCACCCUUCCUGGGUCCUGGGCUCUCCUAGUGUGGAUAGCGGACUUCCUUCCUUCCUUCCUUCCUUCCUUCCUUCCUUCCUUCCUUCCUUCCUUCCUGUGCCUUUGGGGCUAAGGCCUCUACCCCUGAAUCGUGAGGACUGUGCGGAGAAUGGACCUUUGGGACUUCUCAGGACAUUGACAAUUUGUACACUGCAGGUUGACUUAAUUUAUUUAUUUUGUGAAAGAGAAGAGACGGAAAAAUAUUUUAUUAUUUGCAGGGACUCAAAGCUGUACCCAAAUCAAGAAAGACAACAGUAAUAGAAGCUAUUCACUUCAUGUAUACAAGGACACUCCAAGACAAUUCAAAAUACACCAGAGGACAAAGCUGAGAGCAUGGGAGUCAUGACAGCUGCAGGGUAUUUUUUUAGCUUGGGUUUUUUCCAACAGUUGAUCUGAAGAUACGACAGUAAGACCCUUUCUGCAUUAUUACCUUUGCCCACGUGUCUGAAAUAAGACACAACUCACCUGAGUGUUGCCUGGGGCUCAGCAAUGCUCUGGGAACCCUUGGGGUUUUAGGGAGGGCAGGGUGGGAUGAUUACUGACUUUAUACUCCUUGGGACCUGGUUGGAGACCCACAUGAGGUGUUACCAGCAGGGAGCUGGGUUAGGGAGAGUGGUCCAGCUGAGAGGCAGUGCCUCGUUUUCCAGCAAGGCCAGCCCUGGUUUGUUUUUCUGUUCCCGCUGUGCUCCCCCCUCACACCAGAGCCUUCCCCUCUGCAACACCCACCUGCCUGGAGACAGGGAGCAUUGAGGCCUCACCUCUGCCCACCGCCAGCUACCCCAGAACAAGAGGCUCAUUCAGCAAAGAGCGUUUACUCAUUUUCUUCUUCUUCAUGAAGACCUCUUUAGCCCAUUCUAUAAAAAUAGCUCAGAACAUUCCAGGCCUUGGUGAGACAGGGCAGUGUCCAGCACCCUCAAGGCGUCACCCCUGCUGCCCAUUCCUGGCUUUUCCUCUGGACCUCAUUUAUAAAUUUUGGAGUGGAUUAGGACAUGGGGAAAGGUCUAUAGGAGCAGGAUUUGGGAGGGGGCAGGAUUCCUGAGUCCCGUGGAGAGGGAAGAUGUGCAGAUGUGCAGGGCUCAGUAGCAUAGCUCCUGCAAGUUAUCACCAAGUUAUCACUAAGGUGGAGAGACACGAGUAAAUUCUAGCCCUUUGUCUGUUUAUGUGAUGCACUCACUUGAAAAUAAAAACAGAAAAACAAAAUGUUUGUCUGCCAGCACCCUCAGCCUGGGAGCUGUGCCAGAGUCUGGUCUGAUGGGACAGCUGCUGACCAAACCCUUAAGAGCAAAAGUCCCACCGAACCCAUUACAAUGACAUCUUUCCACCUCUGCUCUCCAAAUGAGCUCCAGGGAAUCCGUGUCCCAGAAGAUGUAUGCUUAGCCAAUCAGCAGCCGGGAGGUAUAAGCAUCCAAUGCUCUGGUCCUAACCCUGAAGGUCUUUUCCAGCCCUGGGCCUGUGUUAAUUGACUGUGGGGCCUGUCCCUUAAGAGGCCCUGGAUUAUGAAGAAGAGGGGCAGAAGACUGGAUGGCUGUGUCCCUGAGGCAAGGAGGGGAUGGGGGGAACAGAUGCCUGCAGAGGAUGCUCCUUUAAAUUUGUGUGGACUGAUGAGAUCCUAGAAGUGGGUCUUGUCAGUCUGCUCACAUUUAAAGAAGGCACAUCCUCUGAGAUCCAAAGUUGAUGAGUUUGCCUGGGAAGAUUGCUAGGACAUGGUCCAGUUAGAAAGGGAGGGAGGAGGCCCAGGGUUUCCUGAAUGCAGCCACGUGGCCUUUCAACUACCAUGGUUUCAGGAAGAGUGGAAGCUGCUCUUUACCUCAAAAGGAUGAAGCAGAAUUAGCAACUGCAGAUGUCUUAAGAACUUCAAGAUCCUAGGGUCUUGUCACUUUUGUCAUUCCAUACUGUGCAUGGGGGACUAAUUAGUUAUGUGUUUCCAAGAUUACAUGGUGCCGUCUUCAGGGCCUAGCCCAUAUUGUGGACCAGGUAUUUUAUUUGUAUUUAUUUGUCAAAUAAAAUGACCUAUGUAUCUUGCUUCUUCUAACAUUGGGCUUGAACAGGGCACCCCCUAAAGUCUCCAUUUCAUCUGUACUUUCUAGACCAAAUCUGCCUGAUUCCCCUGCUCCCUCCUGGAUCCUGCAAACUCUUUUUGCCAAGACCUUGGCCUUAUGUCGUAUUUCAUGGCCACGUAGUACAGGAUACCCCUUUCCUGGCCAUAGGUGGCCUGGUAUGUACAUAUGUGUCCACACGUCUGUAUGUGUAGCAUGUAGCUCAGCCUGCUUGGCCAUGUUGCUCCCAGCUCCCUUGCCAUCAAUGUCCUUGCCAUCAAUGUUCUUGCCGUGGCUACAAUCUCCUGAAAAUACAGGGGUUGCCUUCAGAAAGCUGGUGGCUACUGCCAGUCGGGAUCUGCUUUGCAGAACAGAAUGUGAAUUAUUUAAUUAAAAAUGAAAACACGCAACAAGCAGAA
Molecule: messenger RNA, 7641 nt
Organism: Dama dama (fallow deer)
Lineage: Eukaryota; Metazoa; Chordata; Mammalia; Artiodactyla; Cervidae
Gene: CHST3
Product: carbohydrate sulfotransferase 3
Exons: 6
Coding region: 1040-2479 (479 amino acids)
Biological process (GO): carbohydrate metabolic process; N-acetylglucosamine metabolic process
Cellular component (GO): Golgi membrane
Molecular function (GO): N-acetylglucosamine 6-O-sulfotransferase activity; chondroitin 6-sulfotransferase activity
Source: RefSeq, a predicted model, not a curated record